Messenger RNA from Candidula unifasciata, 537 nucleotides. The record is from the annotation of a GenBank genome assembly. Lineage: Eukaryota; Metazoa; Mollusca; Gastropoda; Stylommatophora; Geomitridae.
AUGUGUGUCACAAGUUCUGUCAGUACAAGUUCUCUGUCUAUGUGUGUCACAAGUUCUGUCAGUACAAGUUCUCUGUCUAUGUGUGUCACAAGUUCUGUCAGUACAAGUUCUCUGUCUAUGUGUGUCACAAGUUCUGUCAGUACAAGUUCUCUGUCUAUGUGUGUCACAAGUUCUGUCAGUACAAGUCCUCUGUCUAUGUGUGUGACAAGUUCUGUCAGUAAAAGUUCUCUGUCUAUGUGUGUCACAAGUUCUGUCCGCAUAAGUUCUCUGUCUAUGUGUGUCACAAGUUCUGUCCGCAUAAGUUCUCUGUCUAUGUGUGUCACAAGUUCUGUCCGCAUAAGUUCUCUGUCUAUGUGUGUCACAAGUUCUGUCCGCAUAAGUUCUCUGUCUAUGUGUGUCACAAGUUCUGUCCGCAUAAGUUCUCUGUCUAUGUGUGUCACAAGUUCUGUCAGUACAAGUUCUCUGUCUAUGUGUGUCACAAGUUCUAUCCGCAUAAGUAAACUAAAGGACCCCUUUCCACGCCUUCAGGCAUACUGA